This is a messenger RNA of Lotus japonicus, 522 nucleotides long. RefSeq lists its product as uncharacterized. The record is from RefSeq and is a predicted model, not a curated record. Gene Ontology annotation, molecular function: RNA-DNA hybrid ribonuclease activity; nucleic acid binding. Bases 1 to 522 code for a protein of 173 amino acids. The transcript has a single exon. Lineage: Eukaryota; Viridiplantae; Streptophyta; Magnoliopsida; Fabales; Fabaceae.
AUGAACGAUGAUGAUGGAAAUUGGAUGCUGAGGAAGUGGCUGCCACCACCGGAAGGAUCGAUUAGCUUCUGUGUCGACGGAAGCUUUAAUCACACUGGCAGGUUUAUGGGUUCUGGUGGACUAGUUCGUGAUCAUCAGGGGCAGUGGGUCUGCGGUUUCCACAGUUAUCUUGCGGGUGGCAGUGUUCUGCAAUCGGAAGCAAGGGCGUUGAAACUUAGCUUGCAACUAGUGUGGGAUCGCGGAUUCAGGGAGGUAUAUUGCAGUGUGGAUUGCAGCGAACUGAUUCGGGCGCUGGAGGAUGAAGACAACCACAGAUUCUUCCCCAUUCUUAGCGACAUCCGAGAGCUUAUCAGUAGACAGUGGAAGGUAUCUAUUUCUGAUAUUAGUCAGGACUGCAAUCAACCGGCGGAUUGGCUAGCCAGGAGAGGGGCAUUCACUUCAUCCAGGGCGCUGUGUAUCCUAGAUACCCCGCCGUCGGACUUAGAGAUCCUUGUCUUGAGGGAUCGUUUGACUCUUCCUUAG